Messenger RNA from Iphiclides podalirius (scarce swallowtail), 1572 nucleotides. The record is from the annotation of a GenBank genome assembly. NCBI's taxonomy places the organism in Eukaryota, Metazoa, Arthropoda, Insecta, Lepidoptera, Papilionidae.
AUGACGUCACAGCGGGAAAACAGUGACGUCGUCGACACGGGGGACGAGAAACCCACCAAGCAGGAACGCAAGCAGUCGAAGGACUUAUCAGAUUUACCGCCAAGUGGCACCUCCCUACAUAAAAGGCGAAGGGGAGAGGCGCCCGCGUCUUUGUCAGUGAAAUCACCGCACACCCCAUCUGAAACAGAUGGCUCCUCUCCCUGCACUGGUGCACCAACCUUGGAAGAGUACUGGAGCUUGAACGAUGGCCCACCGGACCCCGAAGCUCUAUGCGAAAGCAUGUUACAAAGACUCAAAUAUCGCGACGACCCGCUCUCCAGACGAGGGAAGGAGCUCGCCUCCCGUACCAAGGAUACCUUGGAAGCCUUGGAUCAGCUCGAAAAGCUCCUAGAACUGCUUGAUCAAUUCGUCACACUGAAAGAACAUAAUGCGCGUCUUCUAAAAAGGCUACGAGAUGUCGAUCAUUUGAAAAAGUUACACGAGGCGCAUAAGAGAAUAGACAGAGAGUCGGAGAGGUUGAAAGAGGAGAGCAGAGAGCUGGAACUGAUAAACGAAGCGCUGGACGCUGAAUUGGAGUGCGAGUACGGCCAGGCGAUAUUCGACUCUAUGAUGGCCGGCGGAAGGAGCAUGAAGAGAACAGGUUCGAAAUGGAAAAGUCACAGUCGCUUCGGAAGCUCGUUGCUUAGAAAGCAGAGGUCCAGGUCGGCUGGUGGUGAAGAGAGUGAUGCAUCGCCCGCCACCCCAAUAAGGAGACGUUCCGAUUUGGUUUUUUCGAAAGAAGUUGAGAAAUCCAAGGUGUCCAAAUGGACAAGAGUGAAAGCUGCAUUUAGAUGGGAGAAAGCUCAGUGGCCACCCUCAACUUAUGGUGGUGCUGCUGCGGUGGCUGCCGGUGCCAUGGUCGGUGCCGUGGCGUUAGCUGGGUCCUCCCCAUCCUCUGGCAUGCUGGCCCACCCCGAGCCAAGGGACUCUGCCAGUCUUACCCCAGGAAGCGCCCUUUCUCUUACCCCGAACUCUUCAUGCGAAGAGCUCAGAAUGGAAGCAGGAAACAGUAGAAAGAGCGUCGCCCUGCGCGCAGACGAACAAGAUAACGCCUUUCUACAAGCACCGAUGCAGGACGACAGCUCCGCUUCCCCGUCCCCGAACAAGCUGCACAAGAGCCCGUGGGGGAAGAUGCGCGACAUAAUCCAAACGCACCGGGAAUCCGUGAAGAAGAAGUCGAGGGGCCCAAAGCCUUCGGACGUGGUUCCUGGACGUCGCAGAUCGCUCAGCGACGGCGGCGACAGCGACGCGCCCCCCGCGCUCACCAUCACCAUCCCGUCUUCGGAGGAGCUCGAGUCCGAACCCUCCCACCCCGCGCUACGCAAGCAGCGAUCGCUGGAGCUGGGCGCUAGGCCUCCGCAGCACCGACCCCCCAGGGCCUCCAAAUGGACCAAGGUCAAGAGGGCUUUCCUCACGUCCGCGUCAGCCUCCGUACCGUCCAGUCCUAGCCGCCAUUCAGCGUUCUUCACUGACGCAGAAAACGCGGUAUCCACCCACAAUAAGAGCUCGUUUUUCGUCAGCGCCGACAUCGCG